Talaromyces stipitatus ATCC 10500 is the source of this 2337-nucleotide messenger RNA. Its product is annotated as MFS multidrug transporter, putative. NCBI's taxonomy places the organism in Eukaryota, Fungi, Ascomycota, Eurotiomycetes, Eurotiales, Trichocomaceae. The record is from RefSeq and is a predicted model, not a curated record. The transcript is spliced from 2 exons. Bases 583 to 2337 code for a protein of 584 amino acids. Gene Ontology annotation, biological process: transmembrane transport. Gene Ontology annotation, molecular function: transmembrane transporter activity.
GUAGCGAAGGGAAUACGAAGUGCUUGUACAACACUCGUGCUUACGGGGGACUUUACGUGAAAUUUUUGCAAAGCCAAUUAUCAAUCUUGCAAGACUGAGUCAAGAUGCUAUCCACUUUUCCGUCUCUGUGAUUCGUCGAUAUGUGCAUCGGAGCGCAAAUGUGAUUCUUAAAAGCAUAACGUUAAGCCCUCAGCCUCUAGGCUUUUACGGCUGAAAAGUCAAUUGUUCAUUCUUUCAGGUUAGAUUGACUUCAAGGGUUUUUGGCUCACAGGGUCUUCAAGUGACGUUAUUGGCGAUAUGGGACUGAUUUUUUCGGCCGGAUAUGGCCAUGAGUGCUAUCCUGGAGCCGGAGUUAGGCAGAUAACGUUAUGUUGUCAUGGCUGAAAGGUGAGGUGUGUUAUGUUGGAUCGAGGUAGUUUGUGGUAUAUAGGGAUGGCUCUUUUCCUUAAUUGGUGAUCUUUCUCUUCGCAUCAUUCAAUCGUAUAGACAAGAUCUGGAACGGGUCGUUGGGCAUUCGAUUGCAAUAACAUCGAGAUCUGAUAUAGGAGUUCACCUGGAUUAUAUUUGAAUACCAAGUUCCGUAUGGCAUCUUCAUUAGACCAUCCGGUCACUCGAGCCUCGUCUCGAUCAAGCCAGACUUAUCACGACAGUACCCAGCCUGCCCCUACAGCCGCGAAGGACACAGAAAUCGCAUAUAGUGAGACAAACAAUGGUACACCCUCAUCCAUCUAUGACGAAAAUCCCCCGGACGACAAAGAUGAACCGUCAACAGGAAAACAAGAACAGCAACAAGAAGAUGAAACAGAGUACCCCAACGCAGCCAAACUCGUCUUCAUCGUCAUCUCCCUGGUCUUAUCCAUGUUCCUGAUCGCCCUGGACAUGACCAUCGUCGCCACAGCCAUUCCACAAAUCACAGAUGAAUUCAACUCUCUCGACCAAGUAGCCUGGUACGGAUCUGCUUUUUUCCUAACCCUGGCAGCAUUCCAAUCCACAAGCGGCAAAGCCUACAAAUAUUUCCCGUUAAAGACGUCCUUCUUGAUAUUCAUCUUCGUCUUUGAGAUUGGUUCCUUGCUUUGUGCCGUGGCUCCGAAUAGUACGGCAUUUAUUAUUGGGCGUGCUAUUGCUGGUAUUGGUGGUGCUGGAAUCUCGAGCGGUGUUUAUAUUAUUAUUGCGUUCUCUGCGCCGCCGAGUAGAAGGCCUGCGCUUACGGGUGUGUUGGGAGCUACGUUUUCGGUUGCUAGUGUUGUUGGUCCUUUGCUUGGUGGUGUGUUUACCAGUGAUGUAUCCUGGAGGUGGUGUUUUUAUAUUAAUCUUCCCAUCGGAGGUGUCAGCGCUGCUAUUAUCCUGUUCUUUUUCAAGACUCCGCCUACAGCUAAACCCGUCGAUGCCCCCCUCAAGGAAAAGCUUCUACAGAUGGAUCCUCUUGGAACUACUCUAAUCCUCGGCGCUACGAUCUGCUAUCUCCUCGCUAUGCAAUGGGCCGGUGUGACCAAGGCCUGGAGUGACUCUGAAGUUGUAGGUCUGUUAGUCGGAUUCGGGCUCAUGGUAAUCGCAUUCAUUCUCGCGCAGCGAUAUUCCGGAGAGCGUGCUUUGGUCCCAAAACGACUUAUCAAGGAUCGUACCAUCGCAAUCGGAUGUGCAUACGUCCUCUUCGUUAUCGGACCUAUGUUUAUCAUGAUCUACUACCUCCCAAUCUAUUUCCAAUCUAUCAAGGACGUCUCAGCUUCACAAUCCGGUGUUCGCAACGUCCCCUUUAUCCUGGCAAGCAGUAUAGGUGCAAUCAUGUCGGGCGUCUUGAUUACCGCAUUUGGCCAAUACGGCUAUCUCAUGAUUCUCGCCGUUGUCAUUGAGACUAUCGGCGCAGGUCUCAUAUACACUUUCAAUAUUGAUACCGGUCAUAGCAAGUGGAUCGGUUACCAGGCUCUGUGUGGCUUUGGCGCUGGACUCGGCAGUCAAAUCGCCAUUAUCGUCAAUCAAGCCAUCGUCGACUCCUCGGAUGUCGCGAACGUUACUGCCGUUACGUUGUUCUUUCAGACUAUUGGUGGUGCCUUAUGGAUCUCUGGCGCACAGGCGGGUUUCACCAAUACAUUGAUGAAGAAAUUACCCGUCUAUGCCCCCGAUGUGAACCCAGCACUUGUCGUUGCCACGGGAGCUACUGAUCUGCGUGGAGUGUUCACCGCGGCUCAAUUACCGGGUAUUUUGCAUGCUUAUAUGGACGGUCUCAAGGUUGCGUUUAUUUUUGCGAUUGCGCUUGGGGGAGUCUGUUGCAUUAUCUCAGUUUUUCCGAAGUGGAAGAGUCUUAAGGGCAAGGUACAACCGGGCAUGGGCGCUGCUUGA